Pipistrellus nathusii (Nathusius's pipistrelle) is the source of this 351-nucleotide messenger RNA. NCBI's taxonomy places the organism in Eukaryota, Metazoa, Chordata, Mammalia, Chiroptera, Vespertilionidae. The record is from the annotation of a GenBank genome assembly.
AUGAGGACGGGGUGGUGGGCUGGGAAGGGACAGAGCCAGGGGCUAGAGAGACACCACUGUAGGGAAGGAAGUGCCACCCACCAGGCCAGUCACCCCAACACUGAUCAUAUCACAGAGAAGCAACACCCUUAUUCACAGAAUGUCACCAAACCUUCGAGGCCAUGGCAGAACCACUCCUCCUGCUGCUCUUCCUGUCCUGGUCCUCUCCGGCGCACCAGUGACACACCAGAAGUGGAGGAGAGAACAAAGCAAGAAGGGAGUUUUCUCUUUGCUGCCAAACUUUCGGACAAAGUUCUAGAGGUGGGAAGGGGGAGAGAACCACCUGCUGAGAGGCAAGAUCUGCAUCAAUGA